Molecule: messenger RNA, 1437 nt
Organism: Galleria mellonella (greater wax moth)
Lineage: Eukaryota; Metazoa; Arthropoda; Insecta; Lepidoptera; Pyralidae
Product: germinal-center associated nuclear protein
Exons: 7
Coding region: 215-1348 (377 amino acids)
Biological process (GO): spindle assembly; centrosome duplication
Cellular component (GO): centrosome; spindle; nucleus
Source: RefSeq, a predicted model, not a curated record
GUCAAUAAAAUAUCAAAAAUGAAAUGCCAAGAACAUAGGUUAUUUAAAAAGAAAAUUUGCUUUUUUCUUCGAUUAACCGUUUAUUAUCAUUAAUUAUAAUACAAAAGUUUGUAAAUAUCUAUAUAAAUAAACUGACUAUGGAUCUCAUAUCUUGCUAGUAUUAGCGUGUUAUUAUUUUAUAGUUCUCCUGACCAGAUAAUUCAAUGUAAAAACAAUGUCCUCUUAUUUUGAUUAUUUUUGUGUAAAUAUUUAUACUAAUUGCGCAGCACGCAACGAUAUAAUUCAUGGAACAUGCAAUUCUAUGUGCCCACAGAGCGAACAAAAUUUGAGAGAAAAAGAAGGCCUAGUCCAUAUAUUGGAAGUGCUAGGUUCUGAGAGGAAACUGGUAAAAUGCUACAGCAGAUCAGCAGCAGAUUCCAACAUGGCAGUUCCAAACCUGCUUCGACCUUACAAUGUAUUGAGAGACACUGUGGAUUAUUUGUUACUUGAUGUUACCAGGAGAGUUGAUGUGCCAAUAUCAUCAGUAUACGACUUUGUGAAUGAUCGGCUCAGGGCUGUCCGCCAAGAUAUGACCAUUCAGAGGCUGCCACCUGAGCAAUGUGUUAAUUUACUUGAGCCUAUGAUCAGAUUCUAUGUCUAUUUUGGAUACAAAUUAUGUGAACACCCACUAAGUGACUAUGAUCCAGUCCUCAAUAAAAAGUACUUAUUGGAAUGCAUUAAGUGGUUUCUCAGUUGCUACGAGAGUGUACAACUAUGGGAGAACAAUGCUAAAAUCAAUGAGAUAAGCAGUUUCUUAUCCAACUUAGAAAUAAACAAUAGAUAUAUGAAGAAAUUGACCUGUGAUAGAGAACUGAUGGAGAGUUUAUAUAUAUUGUGCAAUUUGGGCGAUGUUCACCCGUUGUAUCGCUAUUUCAAUUUGCCAAAGGACAUAAAAAGUAACUCGACAGUGCAGUUAUCAUAUAAAAUAGCAAUAGCACAUUUGAAAGGGAACUACGCGCGUGUAUGCAGUAUGCUAGAUGCAUUAUGCCCCCUGACAUACUUUGCUGUCUCCGUGUACUUACCUACAAUACAGAGGAACGCUCUACGAGUGAUGAGCCACGCGUACAAUAGCAGGCAGCUGGCGGUGCCCACUGCUGUACUCAGGCAGUGGCUGUGGUUUCCCAGUGAUGCCGAUGUCAUCACCGUUUGCGAACACUACGGAUUGCAGGCUGAGGGCGCCACUGUGCGGUUCUCUAAAGCAGACUUCAAGACUGAAGUUGCUACUCAUGAACCAAAAAAAUUAUUAUUGCACGAGGAAACAUUAAAAAUGGACUUGGAAAAUAUCUUUACCUAUAAAAUACAAAAAUAACCAGUAUCGUCCGAUAGUGCUUAUAAUACUAAACUGCUGUGAUACUAGUGUUUAAAAAUAAUAAAACUACUUUAAAUAUUAUAAAGGAA